GUGGACUAACCUUGUCCUCAAGACUCAAGAUGGUAGUAUCGUGGUUAUCGAGCCAAAUAUGCCGUUGAAUACUGCAAGGUCACCGUACAUUGUUUGCGUGUCUCCAAAGAACCAAAAAUACGGUGAGGAAGAGACACUACAAGGUGUUCUAUGCCAAGUAGCCGAGUCUUUUACCAGUACGUUUACAGCUUCACAUUUGAAGUUGGAAACUGAAGCGCGGUUGCAGCAACUCGAUGGAAAGAUAGAAGCGGAGUCAAUGAAAUUGAUUGGGCUGUCACACCUCAAUAAAGACGUGGCGGACAUCAGAGAGCAGAUCAGACAAGAACGAAUCACUUGGCAAUCAAUCCAGGACAACCAGAAUAAAUCUGAUAUGAACUACAUCAACUCGUCCAUUCCUGUAGCCAGCUAUUCAAAGUAUACUCUGAGUCCAGAAACCAUUCGUUAUCUCAAAGAACCGACAUUCAACAUUUGGCACUGGGAACCAAAUGAAAUGAUUUGCCUCUUUGAACAAAUGUACAAAGAGCUUGGCCUGGUCGAGGAAUUCAACAUCAAUCAUAAUGUCCUCAGACGUUUCCUGACCUGCAUUCAACACAAUUACAAAACCAAUCCAUUCCACAACUUUCGCCAUUGCUUCUGUGUCACUCAGAUGAUGUAUACAACUAUUCAUUUGUGCCAGUUGACAGAAAAACUAACGAAACAGGACAUCCUGAUUUUACUUACGGCUUGUAUCUGUCACGAUUUAGAUCACCCUGGAUACAACAACACAUACCAGAUCAACGCCAGGACAGAGUUGCCCAUUCGUUAUAAUGACAUUUCUCCACUAGAAAACCAUCACGCCGCUAUUGCAUUUGAUAUUCUUGGACGGCCGGAAUGCAAUAUUUUCGCGAAUAUAAGUAAUGAAAGAUUUAAGAAAAUACGACAGGAAAUAAUUAUGCUGAUUCUAGCCACAGACAUGGCUCGCCACAGCGAAAUCGUAGAGAACUUCAAGAGCAAGUUGGAUACUUUUGACUUUAAUAACGAUGAAUAUUUGAAAUCGUUGAAAAUGAUUCUUAUAAAAUGCUGUGAUAUUUCUAAUGAAGUUCGUCCCAUGGAAGUGUCCGAGCCGUGGGUUGACUGUCUACUCGAAGAAUACUUUUUACAGAGUGACCGCGAAAAAGGAGAAGGACUUCCAGUGGCGCCCUUCAUGGACCGUGACAAGGUUACUAAGGCAACGGCUCAGAUCGGUUUCAUCAAGUUCGUACUUGUACCAUUAUUUGAGUCAUUAAGCAAACUUUUCCCUCAGAUUGAAGAGCCAAUGUUGACUGCUCUACGAGAGGCAUAUGAACACUACGAGCGACUCAAAGUAGAAGAAGAAAAAUCCCGACGAGGCAUUGAUUAUAACUACCAUGUGCUCAGCACAAGCUCUACGUCAGUCAAUGACGAGAAAGAUACCACUGAUGAGUCGAAAGAGAACAAGAAAGACGACAGCAACAGGGCAUCGUCUUCAAGGUUCAAGGACUGGCUAUUCUCUAACAACAACGAGAAAAGCGAUAAGGAAAAAAAGGAAAAGAAACAGGGUGGAAUCUUGAAGAAGAGCGAGAAAGAAAAAUCACCCAAGAGAAGCUACUGAAAUAUGACGUCAUCAUUAAAUAUAUGAACUGAAAUAUGACGUCAUCAUCAAAGAUAUGACAUCAAAAUUUGACGUCACCAAAGACAAGAUAUUUAAAUAUGACGUCAUCACCAAAGAUCUGAACUAAAAUAUGACGUCAUCACCAAAAAUAUGAACUGAAAUAUGGCGUCAUCACCAAAGAUAUGACGUCAAAAUAUGAAGUCACCCAAGACAAGCUGUUGAGGCUCGUCCAUUCAGAUAAUAAUAAUAAUAAUA
Molecule: messenger RNA, 1864 nt
Organism: Actinia tenebrosa (Australian red waratah sea anemone)
Lineage: Eukaryota; Metazoa; Cnidaria; Anthozoa; Actiniaria; Actiniidae
Product: high affinity cGMP-specific 3',5'-cyclic phosphodiesterase 9A-like
Biological process (GO): signal transduction
Molecular function (GO): 3',5'-cyclic-nucleotide phosphodiesterase activity
Source: RefSeq, a predicted model, not a curated record